Messenger RNA from Debaryomyces fabryi, 1371 nucleotides. RefSeq lists its product as uncharacterized. The coding region runs from base 1 to 1371 and encodes 456 amino acids. The record is from RefSeq and is a predicted model, not a curated record. Gene Ontology annotation, cellular component: SAGA complex. Gene Ontology annotation, biological process: regulation of transcription by RNA polymerase II. Gene Ontology annotation, molecular function: transcription coactivator activity. NCBI's taxonomy places the organism in Eukaryota, Fungi, Ascomycota, Pichiomycetes, Serinales, Debaryomycetaceae. The transcript has a single exon.
AUGUCGACCACGUCCACGCCUGCCGAAGCGUUGGCGCCCAAGUCGAGUAAAAGAAUCGAGUUGGAGACACUUAUAAGAGAAUUUCAGACUAAACUUGGCUCUGACUGGGAUAAAUAUCACGAAUCGUUGAGUUUAUUUUUGGUUGGAAAACUAUCACGUCCAGAAUUAAUACAGAAUAUCACACCAAUUUUAAAGAGUGGUUUAAGAAAGUAUCAUAACAAGUUAUUACUUUUGAACUUUUCAAAUUCGUUGAAGGAUGGUCCUUUAGAUUUUCAAAGUGAAUUUGCAUCAUUCUGGAAUAAGAAAGCAAAUAAAACUAAGAACAUUCGAUCAAGUCAAUAUGAAAAGUUCAAGCAAAACAUUAUGGGUUUGCCAGUUAAGGAAAGAAGAAGAAUUAAAAAUAUCACUAGAGAAAGCGGUAAAAAGGGUAAGCUAAACGCAUCAAUAACGUUAACAAGACAUGCAUUACUACCAAAGAUUCCAAUGAUUCAGGAUACUGCACAACAACAAUUACAGGUUAAUAAUUUAGUGCAAUGGCAGCAGGAUGUAGUAAAUGGUAUUAAUACCCCAAUUGCAACAGAAAACUAUGAGAUUCCUGAUUAUGAUAAUUUAUCAAGACGCAUACUUAUGACUAUGAGAGAGUAUGGAUUGACGGGAGGAUUAAGUACAGAAGUACUUGAAAUGGUUCUUCUUGGACUAGAUGCCCAUUUAAAGAAUAUAAUUGAAAGUGCUAUUGAUGUUGCGAGAUAUAGAGAAAAUAAGUAUACAAAGAAUGAUUUUAUAUCCACAACUCUUAAUUCUAUACAGCCCUCUGAUGCUAAUGAUAAUUCCAAGAAAAGAAAGGCUAAUCAUGAGGUAGAAAAUGAAAAGAAACGUAAGGUGACCUUGAAUAUUAAUGAUUUAUAUGAUACAUUUGAAAUGUUCCCACAUUUAAUCGAGCCAUGCGGUCCAAAACUAAGACUAUCAAAUGUAAUGUUACAGAAUGAUGAUAUGAUAUCUACGGAUUAUAACUAUGAGUUACCGCCUAAGCUAGAACCAGUCGUGGAACCAAUAGCAAACGGGAUACUAAAAAAGGAAACACCUGUAAGCAAAUCUAAUGGAACUUUGCAUAUUGAAACGAAAGAACUGGAAGUUAAAUCGGAGGACAAACCUUUGCAUGCAAUUAAGCCUGAUGCAAAUAUUGAGAAGGAUGAAAAAUCUUCUACAAAACAAACAGAAGGAUCUCCUCAAUCUAAAGAAGUGGCUAGUAAUUCUCAACAUUCCACAGUACAAGCCCAGAAAUCGACUCAAAAGCCACCAAUACCUGAUGCUCAUGUUGGGACGACUGAUGAAUUGAAAUGGAUGUUACAUGACCUUAUUUCUACGAUGUAA